This is a messenger RNA of Nannospalax galili (Upper Galilee mountains blind mole rat), 1002 nucleotides long. RefSeq lists its product as uncharacterized. The record is from RefSeq and is a predicted model, not a curated record. The transcript is spliced from 3 exons. NCBI's taxonomy places the organism in Eukaryota, Metazoa, Chordata, Mammalia, Rodentia, Spalacidae. The coding region runs from base 1 to 1002 and encodes 333 amino acids.
AUGGCCUUGGUCACCAUGCUGGUGUGGGGAGGCCGGUUUUGGUCUUCCAGGGACCUACAUCCUGUGCCUCUGAGGAAGGCCAAAGACCCCUGGAACCUCCUCUGUGGUAGAGAUAAACAGCGCAAGGGCUGCCAGGGGGGAGUCUGCUCCUCCAUACCUCAUGAGUCUGCAUAUGGGGAACAUCUGGUAUCCUUAUACCCUGAAAAACCAUCCCCACUCAUCUCUGUCCCAUGUCUCACAUCAGCCCACCUGUCACUCAGUCUCAGAGGUUUUGAUGUGGUCACAUCACCUACAGUGGCCACAGCUACUGAAGCAUCUCAACCCCAAUACUGUGGUGACCCCAUGGUCUACAUGACUGCCUCCUGGCUGAGCAGCAAGAGUGGCCAGUGGCUUCUCGCUGAAGAAGGAAACGUGAUCCUAGCUGACAAAAAAUUCCUGUCCCCUCAUAUCCUCCACCAAAACUGUCAGGCAGGUCUGUGCUGGGGAGGAGCUUCAGGCACUGUGGGAGCUCAGCAGUGUCUGGCCUGGCAGGGUCUGUGGGUGGAGCUGACUGACUGCAGAGGCAGGGGCAGAUCCAGAGCCAUCCUGACACCACAGCCCAGGCUUUGGUUACACACGUCCAUCUCUCACAGCCAGACACACAUCGUGAAGAGGCUGCUGGGAUCCCUGAUGGGGCUUCUGUGCACCCAGGUUUGCUGGCUGAAAGGGCAACAAGUGGAGCAGAGUCCUGGAGCCUUGACUCUCCAGGAGGGAGAGAACUGUGACCUGCAGUGCAACUUUUCCAAUUCUGCCAGCAACCUGCAGUGGUUUCACCAGAACCCCCAGGGCCUCCUCAUCAGCCUGUUUUCCAAUCCCUCGGGAACAAAGCAGAGUGGAAGACUAAAGUCCACGACAGACGCUAAGGAACGCCGCAGCUCCCUGCACAUCUCCUCCUCCCAGACCACAGACUCAGGCACUUCUGUGUGGUGGACACACAGUGCUCCCCAGGCACCUGCAGUCUGA